CUGCUUCCGCCUUCCGCUCCAAAAUAGCUCGUCGAUUUGUCUCGGGCGAUUUUAUUCUGUGAGUAGCUGUAGCAAAUUCGGCGGAUAGUCUUGCGUUAUAGGAUACGUUAUGCUUAUGAACGGCCAGACUAGGUUGUUCAUUGCUUAAUCUUCCUAUUAAAUAGACCAACACAAGACCCGGGAAGGGACGUCAGUAUGGUCAAGUUAUUUCACAUAGCCGUGUUGUAUAAGCACCCAACGAAAGGCGUCAUAUUAAAAUGCGCGAGCGAAGUAUCGUCGUUCAGCUUCUUCCAGCGAUCGAGCGUUGUGGAAUUUCUGAAGUUUUCCAGUCAAAUCAUAGUGUCUCGAAGCUGUGCGGCGACUCGGUCUUCUGUACGGGAGCGAGAAUACAUGUGCCACGUCUACGUUCGCAGUGACAGCUUAGCCGGCGUCGUCGUUUCUGACCACGAAUACCCGAGCCGAGUGGCGCACACGUUACUCAACAAGGUACUGGACGACUUUGCCUCGAAAAUUCCGGCACAUACGUGGUCUUCUCUAGUUGAAAGCACAUGCCAGUACCAGGGCUUGGAGGCGUACCUGGCAAAGUACCAGGUACCCACUGAAGCUGAUGCAAUGACCAAGAUCCAAGCCGACCUAGAUGAAACAAAAAUCAUCCUGCACAAUACCAUUGAAGCUGUCUUGGAGCGUGGCGAGAAACUGGAUGACCUUGUGGCAAAAUCUGAAGACCUGAGCAUGCAGUCAAAAACUUUUUACAAGACAGCCCGCAAGACCAAUCAAUGCUGCACCAUCCUCUGAAAGCAACUGGAGCUCGUUGAUUUGUAUGUGUAGAUAUAUAUAUAUGUGUUCUGUCAAGGCUGUUGUGGGCACCUGCUGGACAGAGGGCGCUACUCAUUGUGCAACAUGGCUUUGUGUAAAACAGUUGUUGUAACUAAGUGGACAAAUAAAACUUGACGUGGGCCAGCCAGUA
Dermacentor andersoni is the source of this 967-nucleotide messenger RNA. RefSeq names its product YKT6 v-SNARE homolog (gene Ykt6). Gene Ontology annotation, cellular component: Golgi apparatus. Gene Ontology annotation, biological process: endoplasmic reticulum to Golgi vesicle-mediated transport. NCBI's taxonomy places the organism in Eukaryota, Metazoa, Arthropoda, Arachnida, Ixodida, Ixodidae. The record is from RefSeq and is a predicted model, not a curated record. Gene Ontology annotation, molecular function: SNAP receptor activity.